UAUUUUCUUCUUAUAGAUGCUAUUUAAAUAGAAUUGCUUUCUUAAUUUCCUUUUGCAAUUCCUUUUGCACAUAAAUAGAAACAGCUGAUUUUUAUAAGUUGUUCUGGUAUCUUGCAGCUUUGUUGAAUUUUUUGUAACUAGUAGUUUUCUUGUGGAUGUGUUGGAAUUUCCAUAUCUGUGAAACAGGAUAUUUACUGUUCUUCCUUUCCAGCUUUGAUUCUUUUUAUUCUAUUCCUUGUCUAAUUGCUCUGGCGAGCAAUUCCAGCACAAUGCUAAAUCUGGUCAGCAUCUCUAAGUUUAACUUUUUUGUGUUGUGUGCAUGUUUGUUGGUUGGCUUUUUAGCUUUUCAGCUCCAGAAUUUGUUAGGUUCCUCUUAAGUUUUUCCAUGUAUAUUAUUAUUUCAUUCAUAUAUCGUGUUCCCUGUCAAUGUUCUCCUUUAGCAUUCUGAGCAUAUUUAUGACAGUGUUUCUCAUAGUAUUUGUCUAGUAUGCCUUCCUCCUUUCCAUACUGAAAGACUACUUCCUGGGUUGGAGCAGGCACAAAGAGGAAAAGGAGCAGCAAAUUUCUCGGCAUAGGUGCUGAGUAUAGUCCUAAUACUUGCCUUCCUUGGAUGUGAAUAUAUGUAACUGAUUUUCCUGCUAGUGCUUUUGUAGAUUCUUUUGACAUCUCACCCUCCCUCUCUCUGUUAUCAAUAUGACUAUCUUGUGUUUGUUUAGCUCAGGGAUUCAACACUUUUGAGCAUUCCAUAUUUUUUGGCUUGGAAUGAAAUCAUCUGGACAAUAGUAAGACCUUCCCAAGAGAGUAUGGCCUAAUUGAACACCAUUCUAUGGCAAGUAGUGGUCUAUUUUGUUUGUAAACUAUUUCACAUUUGGCAUUUUAAAAAUGACAAAACUUAUUAUGCCAACUAUUAGAUCAAUUUCUGAUAAAAUCUGGAAAAUCUUUCUCUUCUCAAACAUACUUUAAUUGUUCUUGUGUUUAAUAGACAUCAUAUCUUUUAGAAAGAUGUGGCCUCCUCCCUAAACAUACAGUUUUUGAAGUGUAAUCAUUUCCAAUUCAGUCCGAUGUUGUCAAGUUAUUAGAAUGUUCAGAAAAUUGGCCAUUUUGCUGCCAGGGAUGCCUCAAUUUGACUGAGGAAUCGUGUGAGGGGAAUUUUUGACACAAUGAUUCUGCAGCUUCAUUGUAAACCUACUUGCCCCGACUGCUGGGAAUCGUAGGCACAAAAAGAGAAGGGCUGAGGAUUGAAAUGAGGGGCUUGAGACAACUUGACACUAGUGGUUGCUUCUUUAUUUUUUCUUUACCUUCUCUUACUUUUCCCUGUCUUUCUUUUCCCUGUCUUUCUACCUUCCCUGACCUUCUCUCUGCUCCUCGCUCAGUAACCCCCCAACCUUCUCGUGGUUCUCCUCUUAUAUCCUGGUAGCUCCUCCCAUCAUACCUCCCAGUCUCAUUUGAUUAACAGGAAAAACCUGUGGUUUCUCAGAAGGCAAAAUGGUAAAGCAAAACUUAAUUGAUGGCACGUGUUGUGCAACAGUGCAUCCGGACAUCUCCCCCUUUUUUCUUUUAAAUGAGACACCUGGCCUGUCUUAGGAUGGCAUGUUCCGUGACCAGCCUUACCCGUCAUUGCUAAUCUGGCGAUGUUGGUCCAGACCGCUGUCUUAGGUUGGCCUGGACGGGCUACGCUCUUACCCGACUUUGGCUCUCGUGUUCUCUAGGGCUAAGUUGACCCAUCCAGAUGCCACUGGGGAGUCCUGGUCAAGUACUAUGACGCCAAGUACUUGCCUGACCGCAAUACCAGUUCUUUGUUUCGCUUCCGUAGCCGACGGAGAAACCAUAUGCCGAAUGCACAAACAGCAACUCUGGGAGGAGUCCUCUAAAACAGGCAAUGAGACCCUCACUCGUAACAGGGGUAACCUGAGUGUUGUUAAUGGUUAUGAGCCGUCUCGCCAAUUGAGCAGUCAGGUUCAGGAACUGGUGGUUCCAUGGUCCUCUGAUUACACUAUUUAACCUAUUUACUUCCAUAGACAUAUUUUUCACCAUAACAGGAAUUACACAAAUAAAACAAAAUGGUACAGAAGGUUAUAAGGCAUGUGAGCAGUUAACAAAAGUCUGUCUCAUAUUAGAGCUAUCUGCUGAUUAAGCAUCAAAAGUCCAUUUCGUAAAUGUUCAUUCAUAUCUUGCUAUGUUGAUAACACAAAAGCAACAUUGGCAGCUAAAUUGUUUAUAGUGUCAGCAUUUGCAGCAGCUUGAGUGACAGAGAUGGCGGCAGCAGCCGCAGCCAUGGACACCGCUAUUGAAACAGCGACAACAGCUGCAGUGAUGCCAAAAUCACGUCUCCUCCUAGGUAGAACAGGAAAAGGAAAGAUGUGCAGAAACAUCCACGGGCAUGAUUAAAGUAGAAAGCAGACAAAUGAUCACCACCCUUUCCGCACUCUGGGUCCAGCAGGCAGAGAGGGCACAGGGCUCCCCUGGACAGUUCAACACAGUUGCAUUUCCUGCAUUAUUGGAGAGGACAAAAAAGAAGGAGGACACAGACAAACAACAGUAGACAAACUCUCUGAUCUAUUAUUCUGGAUACUAACGGAUUGUUCAAUGGUAGAACUAAUGUUUGCAGAUUAAAUGCCUUUAAAUAAUUUCACCUCACCCUGGCCCAACAGGGCACUAUCCAAUGGCUUGGAAGCCAGACCAGUAGUAAGAUUAGUGGCAAAUACUUGCGGAAAAGUGGAAUCAUGAUGAUUAAUGAGGAGCAAAAAAGGCAUCUGAUGCACAAUCGCCCAUCGUACUGACAACUGGGAUGCUCGUGUCAUCAAGGUUAGCAGGUUCAGGUAUAUUGACAAACCGAACCAAUAGAGCAGGAACCGAUUGGGGUGCUUCCACAUCUCGUGGGAAAAGACAAAUGCUGCCAGGCAGCUGUAUUAGUACUGCUGCGGGUGGUUGCCACUCAUUAUUGACCGGGUCCUUCCAUCUGGCUUGCAGCACCGUGACCUGCCGAGGGUCUGGCGACCAGUGCCGAUCAGCAGCUGACCGCCCCUGGGUAUCUAGGGUCAAAAAAUUAAGGGUAAAGAGAGAUGUAGUCAAACCAUCCCUGGGGGAGUGUUCUCCACCUGUUUGUUUUAAAAGCAUAGUUUUCAGAGAACCAUGGGCACGUUCAACUAUACCCUGCCCCUGCGGGUUGUAUGGAAUUCCCGUUUUGUGCACAAUGCGAUGGACCACACAAAAGGAGGCAAAAGCCUUACUGGUAUAACCAGGACCAUUAUCUGUCUUAAUGACACAUGGGUGGCCCAUUACCGCAAACAUUUGUAGCAAAUGUGAGCGGACAUCAGAAGUCUUUUCACUGCAAUGUGGGGAGGCGAAAAGAAAACCAGAGAAUGUGUCAAUGGAGACAUGGACCAGGCUCUGUCCUCCAAAAGAGGGAACAUGAGUCACAUCGGUUUGCCAAAUAUGGUUAGGGAGGAUGCCCCGGGGGUUAACUGCUGGGGGCGGCAUAGCAGCUAGAGCAAAAGGUGCACACUUGUGAGAGGCACAAACAAUGUCACGAGCUUGAUGACGAGUCAACCCGUAAUGACCCUUAAGUGGCAUUGGUGUGCAAGACUGCAUGCUCUUCCAUAGCACUCUGAAGUGCUGGACAAAUUAGAUGUCCCCUAGUAAGAGAAUCAGCCACGUCAUUGCCAGCCGCUAAAGGUCCUGGCAAUGGGAGAUGACCUCAGAUAUGACCCACAAAAGGUGAUGAAUUCUCUUACAAAUCAGUGUUUGCAACUGAUGAAGGAGGGGUGCAAUGGAGCUAUGAACAGAAAUAUGAGCAACAGUUUCCAAAACAUUUAAAGCAUGUACCAGAUAUUUGCUGUCAGAAUACAAAUUGAUAGGUUCUCGUGAGUAGGUCUCGAGAGCCGAGAGGACGGCGGUCGCCUCAAUGACUUGGGCUGUACCACUGGGCACCGAGACCACCUUCCGAUCACCUUCAGAGACAAAAGAGGCUGUACCAUUACUGGAGCCAUCUGUAAACACUGUCCAAACCUCCGCAGUAGGUUCAGUAACGAGGAUCCUGGGGAAACAGACUGGAUGAUUUUGUAAAAAUUUGCAUAAAGGGUUGCUAGGAUAAUGCAAAUCAAAAAGCACUGAAGUGGUAAAAUAAAGGAUACUCCAUGUUUCAUCGUGGCAUAUUAACCACUGAAUUUGUUCUUUGUUAUAGGGGAGAAUCACCACUCGUGGGUGAGUACCUGAAAGAUGUAGACUGGAGUCCAGAGCCAUUUGUACAAUUCUGGCAACCGAAUGUAAAUAAGGCUCUAAGACUCGUUUUGGACAGAUGUUAAGAUGGAUCCAAUAAACGGGACCAUCUUGCCAUAUAAGCGCCGUGGGACUAAGAUUACUACAAAAUACCAAGACAUCAAAAGGACAGAAAAUCUAUUUAAGGUCACCUGGGCUAGAGCCUUUUCGACUCUAGUAAUCGCUUCACGAGCCUCCUGCGUAAUGGCUCUAGGGGAAGCGGGGUCUGCAUCCCCUUUCAACAUGUCAAAAAGGGGCUUCAGCUCUCCCGAUGUAAUAGAGAGCGAAGAGCGUAUCCGUGCUAGAUCGCCACAUAGGCAUUGGAAAUCAUGCAAGGUGCAAAGGGGAUAUAGAGAUAACUCCACGAGAAACAGACACAGGAAUCUUAAUUUCUCCAGUGUAAUCAGUAUCAACGAGACCUGGGAUGGCCUCUUUGAGGGCACUGGAGCUGCGGCCGUUAUUAGUCCCACAAUUCCAUCGGGGAGAGGACCAUACUGGCCCGUAGGUGUUGGCAUUGAUGACAUGUUUAUCAUGAUUUCUGCCUGGCAGAAGACCAACAUCAUGGACAGCGUACAACAGCAAAUGUCUGACGUCUACUCACAUGUGGCGGUGCCCAUCACCAUCACCACUCCCACAAAUGUCCUGGCCUUCUUUACAGGGGUGAUGACCUCCUUUAAGUCCGUGCAGUACUUUUGCAUUUACACGGGAACAACCUUGCUCUUCUGUUACUUUUAUAACAUCACCUGUUUUGGCGCCUCUAUGGCCCUAGAUGGUAGGAGAGAAGCGGCCUGUCAGCGCAGGCUGCAAAGGUCAGAGGGAAACCCGGACCAAAAUUCUUCCUCGCUGAUAAGGUGCUGCGGCCAGCAUUUAUCUAUUUUGAUCAAUAUUCUGCAACCUUAGAAAACACUAUUCAAAGUGUCAUUUUUGCAUACGUAGCUAUGUUGUUUCUUUAUUGUUAAUCCCCCACCCAUUGUGAUCCUUGUGGGUCACUUUUUCUAUUGGGUCUGUGAUUGUAGGAAUAACAGGUUUCAUGGGAUUCUGGCAUGUCAACCUUGAUUCUGUAUCCAUGAUGAAUCUUGUGAUUUGUAUAGGGUUUUCUUUUGAUUUUUGUGCACAUAUUUCAUAUGCAUUUGUUUCCAGUUCUAAAUCCUCAUCAAAUCAAAAAACAACUGAGGCAUUGUUUUUGCUAGAUUACCCAGUGUUACAAUGUGCACUGUCAACAAUAAUAGGAGUGGGUGUUUUAUCUGUAGCUAACACAUACAUCUUCAGGACAUGUUUUAAAAUUAUGUUUUUUGUCAUGGUAUUGGGGGCUAUUCAUUGCCCAGUUUUUAUUUCAGUAUUCGUAACCAUUUUUUGAAGAUUUGUUGGAAUAUCCACUAACAAAUCAGUGCCCAAUGAUAGAAUUCUUGACUGCCCCAACACAGUCUGGUAAAAACGCUAUAUUAAGGAUAGUUGAUAAACUGAAAACAAGGCAUGUUUUCCUUGAUUUGGAAAUCUCAUUCCAAGCUGUUCUUUAAAAUAUCCUGAGAAAAAUUAAUUAGUCCUACAUUAAAAUAUUUUUACUCAAUUAGGAAGUGUUGUCAUCUUUAUUGUAAACUAUAAAAAUUGGGUGUAAGGUAAAACGUUCCAAUUUUUUUUUCUAUUUUUUUCCUCUUAUCAUUAGCCUUUCUGCCUGGAAUUAAGAAUUUUCUACAUUAUAUAUACUCAGUGGGAUGUUAUGUGUAUUGUACUUCCUAUAUGCAUUACUAUGUAAAGGUUCAAAUUACUAUUACUUAAUCUCCAUACUGGGACUUUUCUAUGCACUUUCUUAAUCGUAUAUUCAGAUGAACUGAAGUUGCUAUCAAUAUAUUUUUUUUUUUUAAUUUUGAAGAAUUAACCACUUUAGGGUCCUUCCGGGUGGCACGGGCAGUUGAGCGCCACAGUGUUAAGAUGUCCGCAGCCUCAGCAGCACUGGUUCGAUCCUAGCCGGCCAGGGAGAAUCCAAAAGGCAAAGCAGACCUUCCCCGUCUCGCCAGCUGCUCCCCUCAGCACUGUGUUUUGGUUGUCUGCCUGUUCUGCUCCCCACUCAGUUUCUGGUAAAUCCUCUCAUCUUUCUGUGCAUCUGGUCUGUACCACUGUUCUUGUAUAAAUAAAUAUAUCUGAAAAAAAAAAAGAAUAAACCAAUGAA
Talpa occidentalis (Iberian mole) is the source of this 6424-nucleotide messenger RNA. RefSeq lists its product as uncharacterized. The coding region runs from base 4306 to 5157 and encodes 283 amino acids. The transcript has 3 exons. Gene Ontology annotation, cellular component: membrane. The record is from RefSeq and is a predicted model, not a curated record. Lineage: Eukaryota; Metazoa; Chordata; Mammalia; Eulipotyphla; Talpidae.